UUCUCUUACUUAACUAACCACUGAAGAUCUCCACUCUCUCUCUCUCUCUCUCUCUCUCAUCCCCGACGGGCGAGGCGACUAAAUCAUGGAAGUCGUCCACCACUCCUCCGCCUUCCUCCUCCCCUCGGUCGCCCCCGACCACCGUCCGUCCCUCAACUACGCCCUCAUCGUCCUCAACCAGCGCCUCCCCCGCUUCACUCCCCUCCUCUGGCAGCACGCACAGCUGCGGCUCUGCGCUGAUGGAGGCGCCAACCGGGUGUUUGACGAAAUGCCCGGCUUGUUCCCUCACGAAGACGCUGUUGCCGUCCGAAACCGGUACAAACCAGAUGUUAUCAAAGGUGACAUGGAUUCUGUUAGAACAGAUGUGGUGGAUUUUUACAUCAAACUGGGAACUAAAGUUGUAGAUGCAUCUCAUGAUCAGGACACCACUGAUUUGCACAAAUGUGUGUCCUUCAUCUGUGAUUUCACUCCCGACCUAGAAAAAUCUAAGUUAUGUAUCUUAGUUGCGGGAGCACUAGGUGGACGAUUUGACCAUGAGGUUGGAAAUAUCAAUGUUCUAUGCCGCUUCAAGGAUACAAGAAUAAUCCUUAUAUCUGAUGAUUGCCUGAUACAUCUGCUUCCAAAAGCCCAGAAUCAUGAGAUCCAUGUUUUGUCAUCUGUUGUGGGUCCACACUGCGGACUUAUUCCAAUUGGGAUGCCAUCUAGAAGUACUACAACAACCGGUCUCCAGUGGGAUCUCAGCGAUACAGAGAUGAAGUUUGGAGGGUUAGUUAGUACAUCAAACAUUGCAAAGGGGGAGACUGUCACUGUGCAUUCUGAUUCUGAUCUGCUUUGGACCAUAUCGAUCAAAAAGUCCCAAGACAGUUCGCCGUAAACAUGUCUUGCAGAAGCUACCAAUUCUGUCGAUUUUAUGAUUGAUUCUUUAUAAUUGCUGAGGGUGGAAUCUUCCUCUGUCCAUAUUGGAUCCGUGUAUUUGUUCUCUACUAUUCAACCGUGUUUCUCGUAUUCGAUUCAAAUAAUUGUAAUGCAUUUUCUUGUGCAACAAUUUGUCGUGUCAUCAAAUAUUGUAAUCUGAGUUCCUCUUGUGCAGA
Messenger RNA from Punica granatum (pomegranate), 1091 nucleotides. The record is from RefSeq and is a predicted model, not a curated record. Lineage: Eukaryota; Viridiplantae; Streptophyta; Magnoliopsida; Myrtales; Lythraceae.